UGACGGAGAAGGCAAUAUGAACGCAGCAGUGGUGAACGGUUGGGUUCAUACUUUCAGUGAUUGAGAGAGCACCCAAGCAAGCGAGUAGCUUCCACUCUCUCUCAAUUACAAUUUCAACUCCACUCUUUUUCUUUCUUCUUCUUCUUAUUACUAUUACCCUUUUCCAUUUCCCCCUUCAUUUCUCUCUUCAAAUUUAGGGUUUCCAAUUCCAACAAUCUAGGGUUUUCAUGUUCUUCGAAUCUCAAUUUUUCAUGUCUUAUGAAUCGAUAUGUUCUCUCUUUUCUCCGAACCCUUCCUCCUCGCCGUCACACUAACCGCCCUCUGUUUCUUCCUUGCGCUCUUCUCUCUCUUCCGACCGUUUUCCUUUCGCUUUUCAUUCACCAGAUUCACGCCGCCGUUCAACCACUGCAACUGCGCUUCCUCCGAUUCUCAAGAUUCUGUGCCUUACUUGAACGGAACUGUUGCGGAGAUGAUGGAGAUCAGUCCUUCUCCUGCGCCGGUUGUGUUGCCUGAUCGUCGCAGUGGUUCUUCUAUGAUGGAGGAGCUUGUUCCCGAGAUUACUACGCACACGCUUAGUUAUUUGGAUUAUCCGAGUUUGUGUCGGCUUUCGAUGACUAAUUCUUUGAUGCGGAAGGCUGCUAAUGAUGAUAAUGCCUGGAAAGCACUCUAUCACAAGGUGAAUAAUUCAUUGCUCUUCAUGUUAUCUUUUUGACCAUUUUAAUUCCUAGGUUUAGAACAAUUGCUGUUACAAAAAUAUUUGAGCUGAAAUACUUGUAAAUAAAUCCUAGAAUGUCCAAUGAAGGUGUUUGAAAAUAGGAAGAAACGGGGUAUGGUUAAACCUUUUGUGAUAGGGUGAAGAGGGAUAAUUGA
This is a messenger RNA of Lathyrus oleraceus (garden pea), 870 nucleotides long. RefSeq lists its product as uncharacterized. The coding region runs from base 269 to 712 and encodes 147 amino acids. Lineage: Eukaryota; Viridiplantae; Streptophyta; Magnoliopsida; Fabales; Fabaceae. The record is from RefSeq and is a predicted model, not a curated record. The transcript has a single exon. Gene Ontology annotation, molecular function: protein binding.